Messenger RNA from Chelonoidis abingdonii (Abingdon island giant tortoise), 3506 nucleotides. It is a transcript of the gene IFT81, whose product is annotated as intraflagellar transport 81. Gene Ontology annotation, cellular component: intraciliary transport particle B; ciliary basal body. Gene Ontology annotation, molecular function: tubulin binding. Gene Ontology annotation, biological process: cilium assembly; intraciliary transport. The record is from RefSeq and is a predicted model, not a curated record. Lineage: Eukaryota; Metazoa; Chordata; Testudines; Testudinidae.
CUGCCCUAGCAACCGUUACCAAGAGCCUGGUAACUAGCAGAAAAAUUCUUGGGGCGAAAGAGAAGGAGGAGAGGGGAACGACAACGGGUAGCUGGGGCAGGAGGUCAGGAUUGUUUUCAGGACCCAAUUAUGAGUGAUCAAAUCAAAUCAAUUGUUGAGAAGCUCAAUAAGGAGCCUUUUAAGAAGAACUAUAAUUUAAUCACAUUUGACUCUCUGGAGUCAAUGCAGCUAUUGCAGCUUCUCAAUGAUGUUCUGGGGGAGAUUGACCCAAAGCAUGUUGUUGACAUUAGAGAGGAGAUGCCAGAGCAAACAGCUAAACGAAUGUUGAGCCUUCUUGGUAUCCUUAAAUACAAACCUCCAGGAAGUAUUACUGACCUGAGUACAUUCCGCCAGGGUUUAUUUAUUGGAAGCAAACCUGUGAUUCAUCCCGUCUUACACUGGCUCCUUCAACGGACUAAUGAACUCAAGAAAAGAGCCUAUCUGGCACGUUUCUUAAUUAAACUUGAAGUGCCAGCUGAGUUUCUUCAGGACGAUACCGUGGCUGACACCAACAAACAGUAUGAAGAUCUGAUGGAAGCCUUUAAAAACCUGCAUAAGGAAUGUGAGCAGCUCAAGACUUCUGGCUUCUCCACUGCAGAAAUAAGACGGGAUAUCACUGCAAUGGAAGAGGAGAAGGAUCAGCUCAUCAAGAGAGUGGAGCGUCUUAAGAAGAGGGUGGAGACGGUGCAAAACCAUCAACGAAUGUUUGAAAUAGCAAGACAGCUUCGAGUAGAGAAAGAGAGAGAAGAAUCUUUAGCCCAGCAGAAGCAAGAACAAAAGAAUCAGCUGUUCCACGCAGAGCAGAGGCUGCAAAGAGUGCAGCUCCAGCUGAAAGAGAUGCAACAUGCAGUCGUGGAUUCAAAGCCUGAAAGCUUAAUGAAGAGACUGGAAGAGGAGAUAAAGUUCAAUUCAUAUCUGUGCUCUGAAAAAUUUCCUAGAGAAUUAGAAAGUAAGAAGCAAUCAUUGUAUUUCCUACAAAAAGUGGUUUCAGAGCCAGCUAUGGGUCAGUCUGAUCUCAAUGAACUUGAAACUAAGAUAAAUGAAGUCAAUGCUCAAAUUAAUCAAUUGAUUGAGAAGAAAAUGUUGAAAUAUGAGCCAAUUGAUAGUAAAUUUUCCAUGUAUCGACAACAGGCAUCCAUAAUUUCUCGGAAGAAAGAAGCCAAGGCAGAAGAGCUUCAGGGUGCCAAGGAAGAGAUGUCAAACAUGGAGAGGCAAAUGUUACAGAAAGCAAACCAGGCCCGUGAGUUGGAUGGCACAGAAGUUUUGAAAGGUGAUGAGUUUAAACGAUAUGUUAAUAAACUUCGAAGCAAGAACACAUUUUAUAAAAAGAAGCGUCAAGAAAUAGCAGAAAUUACAGCCGAGUACGGUAUCCUGCAGAGAACAGAAGAACUCCUAAAACAACGUCAUGAGGCUAUUCAGCAACAGUUGCAAGCUAUUGAGGACAAGAAGGGUAUCUCUGGAUACAGUUACACGCAGGAGGAGUUGGAGAGAGUCUCUGCAGCAAAGAGUGAGAUGGAUGAAAUGAAGGGCCGAACAUUAGAUAACAUGUCUGAAAUGGUAAAAAAACUGAAUGCUAUGGUGGCAGAUAAGAAGUCAAGCUUAGCUCCAAUUAUCAAAGAAUUGAGACAGUUGCGGCAGAACUGCCAGGAGUUAACCCAAGAAUGUGAUGAAAAAAAAGUCCAGUAUGACAGCUGUGCAGCAGGUUUAGAAAGUAAUCGCUCCACACUUGAACAGGAAGUAAAAGGGCUGCGUGAGGAAUGUAUUCGGGAAGAAAGCUGCUAUCAUCAUACUAACUGCAUGAAAAAGAAUCUAGAAGUACAACUUCAACGUGCUAAAGAUGAGAUGAAGACAUAUGUUUCCCCAGAUCCACAAGACAGAAGAAAAGCAAUUAGAGAACAAUAUACACGAAUGAUCCUUGAACAAGAAAACCUUGGGAAGAAAUUACGAGAGAAACAAAAAGCUGUGCGGGAAAGUCAUGGACCAAAUAUGAAGCAAGCUAAAAUGUGGCGGGAUUUUGAGCAACUGAUGGAGUGCAAGAGAGAGUGUUUUCUAAAGCAACAAAAUCAAACUUCUGUUGGUCAAGUCAUUCAGGAAGGUGGCGAGGAUAGGCUGGUAUUAUGAAUUCGUUUAGAAUUCCUGCUUCUUACCUUGUCAUUUCCUCAGAUCAUUCAGUUGAAUAUUGCUUUGUUUUCUCACUGUUUCUAUACAGGUUACUUUUAAAUUAUUUAUUUUCAGUGGGUAAUAUAAAGUUGAAAUUAACUCCCAUGCAGAGACCCCUCUACAUUAUUUAAGUGCCAGGUUAACAGCUUAAGUCAUACGGAGGGUCUUCUGUGAAGCUUCUGCACUGAGGUGAAUUUCACUGUAAAGUCUAUGGAUCUUCCCAAAGAAACCAAUGGGAAGGAAUCUUUUCCCAAGGCUAUAGAAAGCUGGUACAGCUGCUACUGUAGCCCUAACACUACAUUUCUCAGGGGGAAGGAUAGGAAGUUCUGGUCCACCCAUUUCCUAGCUCAGCCCUCUCCUUCCUGCCUUGCCCGAAUUCUGUGCUGCAGAACCAAGCUCCAUGCCAUGCUAAAGGUGCGCACACUCCACUCCCAGUCUCCUUACACAACUGAAGUAAACUGAUUGAUUGUGCUGCCAGACGGACCCUUCAUUGGCACAAAGACAAGCAGGAUUUGAGAACAAUUACUUGGGUUCUGAGCUUUUUCCAUUUUUCUUCUUUUUAAAUAUGUGCUGUCUUCUAACUUUGCCCUGUGGUUGUAUGUUACCCUCAUGAAAACUUAAACUGGGGCCUAGUAAGAAAUACAGGCCUAGGGUUUCCCCUGCACUGAGGCAGCUUUGUGCUGCUUUAUUUAUGCAAAGUGAUUCUAAAGCAGUGAUAGCUGCCCACAGGAGGGUCAUCCCAGUGUAGGGGCAAUCCUCCAGUGAUGUAGAUCUGGCCCAAUUCUUCCUACAUAAAUUAGGGUAUGGGAAAAGUGUUUGUGGACAAGACUUCCCUGCACCCUGACUGGUUGUCAGAAUAGCCCCUGGAGGCACUGGCAGCCUUCAGACUGUUCUGAGAGACAUCAGGAAAUCCAUCUGGUGCACAGCUAGCCCAGGAUCAGAGGAGUGCAAAACUGGUUUGAAACCCUCCUUCACCCCUCCUGAUUUUUGCUGUGCACUCCUUGGCCAAACAGCCAAAGGUUAGAGCUAUAGAGUUAUGUCAUGGAGAUCAAAAUUCUUACUGCUUUUCAUAAUUUCUUUUGGCCUGUAGAAAAGCCAUUUGGAAAUUUCUAUCCUGUUUGAAAUAAAAUUGACCUAAUUUUUAAUAGUACCUUCAGUGGUACUUUGGGUAUAGCAACUAUUUUAGCCUUCUCUGAUAUUUAACUAUACAUCCACUUGCUGCUUUUUGUGUGAACCCCUUCCCUAAUCUGUAUUUGCAUUAAAUAUAUUUAACAGAAAUAGAAGAAAAAUAAAAUCUGGUGUCUAUA